Molecule: messenger RNA, 1242 nt
Organism: Tilletiopsis washingtonensis
Lineage: Eukaryota; Fungi; Basidiomycota; Exobasidiomycetes; Entylomatales
Product: FMN-dependent alpha-hydroxy acid dehydrogenase
Exons: 8
Coding region: 1-1242 (413 amino acids)
Molecular function (GO): FMN binding; oxidoreductase activity
Source: RefSeq, a predicted model, not a curated record
AUGUCGGUGCCCAAGUCGAGCUGGAUGCGCGAGAUCUACGUCAACGGCCUCGGCGGCACCACGCCGCUGGCCAGCACGACGUACGAGCUGCUACGUGCCAAGGCACAGGAGGUUCUCGAGCCCAAGGCGUACGCGUAUGUCGCCGGCAGUGCCGGGUCGGAGGAGACGGAGGCGAGCAACCAGAGCGCCCUGCGCGACUGGCAGAUCGUGCCACGCAUGCUCGCCGGCGUCGACCUGGCGCAGUUCGACUCGAGCGUGACGCUCUUCGGGCGGCGCUUCCCCACGCCGCUCGUCGUCUCGCCCAUCGGCGUGCAGGCACAGCUGCACAAGGACUGCGACGUCGCCACGGCCUCGGCGGCGCGCGAGCUCGGCAUUCCCUUUACGCUCUCCAGCGCCACGAGCACGCCGAUGGAGCAGGUCAUCACGGGCGCCGGAUACGACGAGGAGGGCGACGAAGGGCAGGAGGCCUGGUUCCAGCUCUACUGGCCCAGCGACGACGAUAUCACGCGCAGUCUGCUGGCACGCGCCAAGAAGGCCGGCUACAAGGUGCUCGUCGUGACGCUCGACACCUGGUCGCUCGGCUGGCGCCCGCGCGACCUCGACGCCGCGUACAACCCCUUCCUGCACGGCGAGGGCGUAGCCAACUGCUUCAGCGACCCCGUGUUCGUCGAGAAGUACUGCGAGGGCAAGUCGCCGCUGCGGAAAGAUGCAUCCGCCGACGACACUCAGGCUGCCUCGAUCGCAGCCAUCGGCCUGCUCACGCCUGGCAUCUCUCGCGCCUGGGCCGAUCUCGCGCUGCUGCGCGAGCUGUGGGGCGAUGCACCCAUCAUCCUCAAGGGCAUCCAGGCGCUGAGCGACGCCCAGCGCGCCGUCGAGGCCGGCAUGGAUGGCAUCUGGGUGUCCAACCACGGCGCGCGGCAGGUUGGCGGCGCCUGUGGCGCUCUGCAGGCCCUGCGGCCCAUUGCGCAGUACGCUCGCUCGCAAGGCAAGACGGUCAUUUUCGACAGCGGCGUGCGCACGGGCGCCGACGUGAUCAAGGCGCUGGCGCUCGGCGCCCACGCCGUCGGCGUCGGCCGGCCAUACGCCUGGGGCCUCGCCGUCGGCGGCGAAGAGGGCGUGGCCGAGGUGCUCAAGGGCCUGCUCGCCGACUUUGAGCUCACCGCCGGCCUGUCGGGCCACCGCAGCCUCGCCGACAUUGGCGCACACUCGCUCAUCCGCCGGGGCGAGGAGGCGAGACUGUAG